GAGAGGGAGGAAGUACACAAGGCAGAGAAAGUUGCACAGUUCUGUCUCAGAGAGGAGGCAGAAAGCUCCUGCAUCAUGAGCUCUGAAACAACCAAAGAAACUAUAGUAGUGAAGACAGGAGAAGCUGCUGCUGCUCCAGCUGCAGGGAGAGGGGAAUGGAAGUGCCCUAUGGGUGACCGGCAUGUCCACAGAGAUGAUGUGAGGAAGGUUUGGAACGAGUGCCAAGAGGAGAGCUUCUGGUAUAGAGCUCUGCCCCUCUCUCUGGGUAGCAUGGCUGUGACUGGUGGUCUUAUCUACAACGGUGUCUGGAAACAAUCAAAGCGACUUGGCUACUUUCCAAAACUAGCAGUUGCUGGGAUCCUUGGUUUUGCAGUGGGGAAAGCAUCUUAUGUUGGAACUUGUCGAAGCAAGUUUCAAAAGAUUGGCAUUGAGGGUGGACCCUGGUCUGAGGGGCCCGGCUUUGGACCUUUUAAUAAGUCUGGCCAUGGACACAGAGCCUGCCACCAUGUGUGUGAAGAGUGUAAGAAAAAAGCUCAAGAUGCACCUGCAGAACAGUUGAAAAGCUAGAGCCUCAUCCAAAACACUGAAAGACUGUCAGCAUGGAUCAGUCAGUUGCAGCUUUUCUGGUUCUUUAAUAUAAUAAAUACUGCAUAUAAUUUG
Epinephelus lanceolatus (giant grouper) is the source of this 660-nucleotide messenger RNA. It is a transcript of the gene ociad2, whose product is annotated as OCIA domain containing 2. The record is from RefSeq and is a predicted model, not a curated record. Lineage: Eukaryota; Metazoa; Chordata; Actinopteri; Perciformes; Serranidae. Gene Ontology annotation, cellular component: mitochondrial inner membrane.